Acinonyx jubatus (cheetah) is the source of this 4482-nucleotide messenger RNA. It is a transcript of the gene ZNF775, whose product is annotated as zinc finger protein 775. The record is from RefSeq and is a predicted model, not a curated record. Lineage: Eukaryota; Metazoa; Chordata; Mammalia; Carnivora; Felidae. Bases 2183 to 3739 code for a protein of 518 amino acids. The transcript has 5 exons.
UGGGUGCAUGCAAGUGGGGGAGGGGCAGACUGGGGGACAGAGGAUCAGAAGCAGGCUUUGUGCUGAUAGCAGAGAGCCUGGUGUAGGGCUCGAACUCACAAACCUCAAGAUCCAGACCUGAGCCGAAGUCGGAGGCUUCACCAACUGAGCCACCCAGGUGCUCCGUCUGUCUCUUUUUUCUUAAUGCAAAUAGGAUCCCAGAUGGGCUUCAUUCUUUUGGUCCUUGAAAUACUCUUGGUCGUGAAAUGUCAAUCUGGAGGAAGUCUUGCACUCUUUAGAGGAGGAACCAUGUCCAGAGAGAAGUGGUCUUCUCAUUCAUAACCAGUGGCAGAUCUGGGAACUAGCAUACUGGAAUUACACAAGCCUUUGUUAAACCUUCAGUAGGCAAUCAAGAAAAUGAAGAGACGAAUGGGAUUCUGUAAAAGGUUGAUGGCCGAGUGGCUUCUGUGUAGGGUUUUAUGCUUUAUAAAUGCUUCCAUAGACAAUUGAACAAUUUGGGUCCUGCAAAAAUCCAGGAAGGUAAGUAUCUAACUAGGAAAUUAUUAACUCGUUUACAGUUAAGUCAAAGUCCAGCGACAGAAAAGUAUCUUUUGUAAAAACUGCACAGAAGUUAGUGGCAAAAUUGACAGAAUCUCAGUCCAACAGUAUCUAUUGUUAGGCGGCUAAACAAUAGCUGGGGCCGUGGCAAAUGCUUAGUAGGCAGCUUUAGAGUAAUUAGAAUGAGGUCCACCCGCUUAACGGUAGAUUUGUAGGAAGUCUCGGAGAGAGAGCGGCCAGCUUAUGUUUUUAACAACCUCGUGUCUCAAAGGCAGUUUCUAGGCAGCUCCAGAGAGCAUCCUGCCGGUGGGAGUUGACCUAGCUGGCUUGAGGCAGCACUGUCAGGAAUCUCACUGGUACAAAGGAACCUUGGCUUCCAAUUAGUGUGGGUAGAAAUGAAAAUUCUCUUUCCUGAAGAUCCCCAGGAACAGAAGAUCCUCCUUGGUCGUCUGGACCCUGCCUCUAAAAAUCAGCAGUGGCACUCGACCUAAGAACGUGACCUCUUCAGACCGCUGUUUCUUGAGGAGAAAGCGAGGGGGUUGGAUUUAAUGAUGUCUCCGUCUCUCGCAGAGACCCCAGGAUCGUCCAUCACGCGCCCACGACGUGCCUGGGACAGCGCGGGGUGCGGAGGGCGAUUUCUCUCGGGUCGCGCGAGACAAGUACUGCUUCUCACCCUAAGACUUGGUGUACCGUAGCGCCAAGUGCCACCACCAUGUCACACGCACACUCGAGUGGGAGCGUCAGAGUGGGGUUUAUACGUCUUGUUCCCCCGGAUCCCGGCACCAAGAGCGGUGCGGGCGCGUCCCUGAGUCGGACGGAUAGUUGCGGAACGACCGGGUCGAUCUGAGAGCGCGUCCGCGGGGCUGGAGCCGGAGGGAGAACACGGCGAGGGGAGCACCAGGGUGCCGCGGCGCCGCCCGGUCAUCAGCACCCGGGCUCGCCUCCGUUCCCUUCCCUUCCGAGCCCUGGACUCGAGUCCGGAGCCGGCGGCCAAAGCGUUAACGCUGCGCGGGGCCCCGGGAGGCCCUGCGGGCACCGAGGUCACCCCGCCCACGCGGGCUAUUGGCUCAGGAGAACAAAGGGGCCGCCCCGCGGGCUUCUCCGAUAGGGCGGAGCUGGUCAUCUGAGCCGCUCAGCCAAUCAGGCGGGGGGACGGCCCUGGGGACGGCCAGGCCCAUUAACCAAUCAAGAGCAGGUGCCCGCCCCGCCUGUCCCGGGACUGGCGGGGCCGGGGAGCCCAGUGCCCAAGUCGCCCCGGGGUGGCAGUUCCCGUUAACCUUAACCACAAAGUCAAGACGGCAGAGCGGGUGCCCGGAGGCCUCCGUGGAUGGAGGGUGGCCUGGCUGGUGCGAGCACAGAACUGCAUGGCGGGACCAGGAUGUGGAAGGUCAUGUCAAAGAAUGGAAAGAAGGGGCGCCUGGGUGGCUCGGUCGGUUAAGUGCCCGACUUCAGCUCGGGUCACCAUCUCCUGCUUUAGCCCCAACCCUCCCAGGAUAAACGUCGCGAUGAACCUAAGAUGGGGAAAGAAAUCAGCCGGUAGGGUACUACAGGAAGGAAGCCUCCAGUUCCAAGGGGCUGGUAUGAUGCGUGGACACCACACAUUCUGGGGCUGGGUCCUGACACAGACUUCGGAGAUGGGCCGGUGAUGAAGAUCAAGCAAGAGAAGCCCGAGUGGCUGCUGCAGACGCUGAUGCCGCAGGCCGUGCUCUCCGAGAAGGAUAAGGAAAACAUUUUCCAGCAGCAUCGGGGCCUCUCGCCUUGCCAGACCGUGGGGAAGCCUCGGGCCCUGGGGGGACAGGAGGAGCCUGGGGGUCCAAGAUGGGCCCCUCCCCCUGAGCAGGCGGGGGGGCUGGCGGGCCGGGCUCUCUCUGCCGGCGAGGGUCACUUCGUGUGCCUGGACUGCGGGAAGAGGUUCAGCUGGUGGUCGUCCCUGAAGAUCCACCAGCGCACCCACACCGGGGAGAAGCCGUACCUGUGCGGCAAGUGCGGCAAGAGCUUCAGCCAGAAGCCCAACCUGGCGCGCCACCAGCGCCACCACACGGGCGAGCGGCCCUUCUGCUGCCCCGAGUGCGCGAGGCGCUUUAGCCAGAAGCAGCACCUGCUCAAGCACCAGAAGACCCACGCGCGGCCCGCCACCCACUCGUGCCCCGAGUGCGCGCGCUGCUUCCGCCACCAGGUGGGCCUCCGCAUCCACCAGCGCGCGCACGCCCGGGACCGCCUGGGCGCCCGCGCGGGGCUGCAGGAGUUGCUGCGGGACGCCGCCGCCGCCGCCGCCGCCCGCAGGGGCUGUGGCCUGCGGCUCGGGCCGCCGCGGGGCCGCCCCGAGUGGGCCUGGCUGGGGCUCUGCCAGGGCUGGUGGCGCCAGGCGGGGGCCCGGGCCGCAGUCGCCGCCGCGGGGCCGGGCGAGCAGCGCCAGUUCAUCUGCAACGAGUGCGGCAAGAGCUUCACGUGGUGGUCGUCCCUGAACAUCCACCAGCGCAUCCACACGGGCGAGCGGCCCUACCCGUGCCCCGAGUGCGGCCGCCGCUUCAGCCAGAAGCCCAACCUGACGCGGCACCUGCGCAACCACACCGGCGAGCGGCCGCACCCCUGCCUGCACUGCGGCCGCAGCUUCCGCCAGAAGCAGCACCUGCUCAAGCACCAGCGCACGCACCUGCCCGGCGCCCAGGCGGCGCGCUGCCCCAGCUGCGGCCAGAGCUGCCCCAGCCGCGCGGCCCUGCGCGCCCACCAGCGCGCGCACGCCGCCCCCGCCGCCGCGCCGCCGCGCCCCGGGCCCGCCGUGCGCAGCGAGCCGCAGGCCGAGGCGCCCCCGGGGCUGACGGCGCCGCCGCGCGGCCCCCAGGCGGCCCGGGGCCCGGGCGGCGCGCCGUGGGGCCGGGCGCGGGCGGGCCUGGCCGGGCCGGGCGAGCCCCGCCAGUUCAUCUGCAACGAGUGCGGCAAGAGCUUCUCGUGGUGGUCGGCGCUCACCAUCCACCAGCGCAUCCACACGGGCGAGCGGCCCUACCCGUGCCCGGAGUGCGGCCGCCGCUUCAGCCAGAAGCCCAACCUGACGCGGCACCGGCGCAACCACACGGGCGAGCGGCCCUACCUGUGCGCCGCGUGCGGCCGCGGCUUCAGCCAGAAGCAGCACCUGCUCAAGCACCAGCGCGUGCACCGGGGGGCCCUGGCGCCCACCCCCAGCGCCAAGGACCAGGCGCUUUAGUGCGCCUCGGACCCAAGCGGACUCGUGGGGGCGGGAGGGGAUGUCUGUGGGGGUGCGCGUGGCCAGGAAUGGUGGCUCCUACGACCCCAGGGUGUAAACCCCCGUCAAAAGGCGAUUUCCUCCAGGCUCCGAAGGCUAGAGAACAGAAUUCCAGUAGCAUCCCAAAGGGGGCAGGUAGAGGUCCCAGUGUGGGCUCAGGGAGGACGUAAGACGAAGCAUUCCUCACUCAGGAGGCCGGAUGUGUCCGUCUGUCCCUCGGAGGUGGGAGGGAGGUGGGGAAUGGCCCAGGGGUCGACUGAUUGUCCCAUGCAGGCUGCCGGACGGCCAGAGGCCAGUCUAGUGCGGGCAGUUUUAACAGACGCGCUGGUAUAGCAAGGACAGAAGCCAAGCAGUCGCGGCUGAGGAGGGUCAAGCACAGCCCCAAUGUCAAGGGCAGUGCCUGGCACUUAAUGGCCAUUCAGUGCAUAUGUUUGGAAGGACUGAAUGGCUCUGCGGUCCUUCUCAACCCUGAGUGCCCCAAAGCCCAGGGUGCUGCCACAGCGGGCUGGACGUUGGGACUGGUAUGGGUGUGGUGGCCGGACUGGCACGAGAGGGGUGGGUGGCAGCUGAGGUUCAGUAGCUUGGGGAGGGGCCCACAGCAGGAAAAGAAGCCCUCGUGUGGCACUCCCAGUGGCCGUCACUGACUUGGAUCCUUCUCAAUGUCAGUGUUGCAGAAGAGAAAAAAAUGAAGGAUGGACUGUCUC